Messenger RNA from Cyphellophora attinorum, 1368 nucleotides. RefSeq names its product Biofilm regulator 1. The transcript has 4 exons. The coding region runs from base 1 to 1368 and encodes 455 amino acids. Lineage: Eukaryota; Fungi; Ascomycota; Eurotiomycetes; Chaetothyriales; Cyphellophoraceae. Gene Ontology annotation, biological process: regulation of DNA-templated transcription. The record is from RefSeq and is a predicted model, not a curated record. Gene Ontology annotation, molecular function: zinc ion binding; sequence-specific DNA binding.
AUGGCUACUGUCGACAGCGUAGACAGGCAAAGGCCUGCGCUACCUUCUAUCAGUCACCUUGAUCUAGACAAGAUGAAAGUAGAACGUCCAGAGGGUCGGUUCCCUUCCAUCAACGCCAUCAAUACAUCUGCACCGCCCUUGGGCAGCCCUAAUGCCCCGUAUACGGGACCGCCGCCACCUUACUCAUACCACAAUGGUUCCAAUGGCCCGAGUCAACCAGGUUAUAUAUCGCCACCCGAGUCAACAACUAGAAAUCCCAGAGACGAAGUCGACAAGGUCUCGCCUCGAAAGUCGUUACCCUCAAUCCACGAGGCAUUACGUGAGAACAAAGAUCUUCCACCACUAAGCACUGCCACAAAUUCUGGGAUGCCGUCGACACCGUCCACAACUAUCUCACAGCACUUUCCAGAAGGAGCAAGAGGACCAUCUAACCCGUUCUCUGCCCCGUCGUUCCGAGAUACUUCUUUUUCAAGUCAGCUGCCACCAUCGACGUUGCCUGCCGAAAGUCGUCCCAAGGACGUGUAUUCAACGCAACCUCCGCCACAGUCACCCCGAAGCAACCUCCUGCCGUCGUUCCACUCAGGUCCUACCAUUGGAGCCAGCUCGACGUUCUCGUCUCGAACAGACUUGCCUCAAGCACCACCUCGAUCUCCUGACAUGGGACAGUCACGUCAUAGUUUCCAAAGUCUUCCUAGGCCACCACCAUCAGCGUACAGAGACGAGCCGUACCAAUUCUCUGGCUCGCCUGCUACCCACGAAACACGUGUACUUUUUGAUAGGGCGCCCGACGCCACAUACGAGAACACCAUCAAGAGACAUAUCGGUGUGCAUGAGGCAGCCAAAGAGUUGAGCGAGAUACGAGAAAUUUCUGCGCGAAAUGCAGACAUUGCUCAUAACUGGACGCAGCGAUACCAUCAAGGCAAUCGUUCUGGCUUCUUUCAGGAUUCUCUACCUGACCUCAGCGAGAUCGACGAUAUGAUACGUCACUCGCAAAUGAUGACAGAGAACCUGGCCCGAAUGCGAGAAGUGGUGAUACAGCAGCAGAAUGCGUUGUCCGAUCACCGUGCUCGUUUUGCGCGACCGCCUGGUGAAGAGGAAUAUCACAACAGGCAAGAAAGCUACGAUCCUAAUGGUUAUGGAUUGGACGCGAAGAAACGGAGAGGCAAAGCUGCACCUCCUGGCCGUUGCCAUAGCUGCAAUCGUGCUGAAACCCCGGAAUGGCGACGUGGUCCGGACGGUGCUCGGACGCUAUGCAAUGCUUGCGGCUUGCAUUAUGCCAAAUUGACCCGGAAAGUGGGCGCCGGGAAUGCUUCGAAGAUACGCGGCAGUGAUAUUCGACCGAAAAAUCAUGAUCUGGGACAUCCCUAG